AUGAACCCCCAUAGUCUGUUUGCUUCGGCAGCCAUUAACAUAGGCUUGGCCUUAGUGACUCUCACCCUCUUUUCCAUCUUCAAGAAACAGCCCUCAUUCGCUCCCAUAUACUACGCUCGUCGCCUCUCCAAUGGCCAACAGAUUCACUUCCAUGAUCAAACCUUCUCUUUCCGUCGCUUCCUCCCUUCUGUCUCUUGGAUUCCUCGCGCUUUUCGCGUCACUGAAGAUGAAAUUCUCGACUCCAGUGGCCUUGACGCUCUUGUCAUCAUCAGACUCUUCAAGUUCGGUAUCAAAUUUUUUGUUGUAUGCUCUCUUGUGGGGUUGGUGGUACUUCUCCCAGUAAAUUAUAAUGGCCAGGAUGUACCAUACCAGAGCUAUCACUCCUUGGAUUCUUUUUCAAUAUCUAACAUUACUCCUGGUUCUAACAGGCUUUGGGUGCAUUUUUCAUGCUUGUGGAUUUUAUCUUUCUACGGCUUAUACCUACUAUAUCAGGAAUAUGAUGAAAUUUUGGUUAAAAGGAUUCAACAACUUCAGAAGAUUAGGCAUCGACCUGACCAGUUUACUAUUCUUGUUCAGGAAAUUCCCAUUUGCUCAGAACACAAGGCUCGUGGGUGUUCUGUUGAUCACUUCUUCUCUAAACAUUAUCCAUACAGUUAUCAUUCUUAUCAAAUGGUAUACAAAGAAAAAGAUCUUGAAGUGUUGUUGAUAUUAUUAAAUGUAGAGCCAGGCAGAAUCUAUUUCAAGAAAGAUAGAGGACUUGAGAGAGAGGCCCACAGCUAA
This is a messenger RNA of Quercus lobata, 780 nucleotides long. RefSeq names its product CSC1-like protein At3g54510. Gene Ontology annotation, molecular function: calcium-activated cation channel activity. The record is from RefSeq and is a predicted model, not a curated record. The coding region runs from base 1 to 780 and encodes 259 amino acids. Gene Ontology annotation, cellular component: plasma membrane. The transcript is spliced from 5 exons. Lineage: Eukaryota; Viridiplantae; Streptophyta; Magnoliopsida; Fagales; Fagaceae.